GCAAUCUCAUAAGAGCGGUGCGAACCUUCUUGCCGUGCCGAUCACUCCGUUGCGUUCAUUUGCAAAGAAACAAAGAAGUACUGUUUACAGAAAAGAUGCGACGCCGCGUGGGUGUUGGUCAUGUGCUGCAGGAGCGCCAGCAGCAGCAGAAGAUGGCCGACCUCGGGGCCCAGAUUACGGCGGAGCGGGUGGGCCAAAUUGAAGAUCAGCUCGAGGAGCUCCAAGCACAGCUGCAAAAACUUGCCCACAACCACAAAAGAGAUAUUAAAGAAGACCCCGUGGUGCGCGCACGCUUUCGCCAACUGGCUGACUCUCUCGGUGUCGAUUUGAUUUCGUCCAAGAAAAAUGUGUUUGCCGGGGCUUUGGGUCUCGGCGACUUCUACUACCAACUUGCUGGCCGUGCUGUUGAGGCGUGCAUGAAGGAACGCAAGUUCUGUGGCGCCUACGUGCCACUGCAGCGCGUGCAGUUCUUUGUGCAGAAGGCCUACGACUCGAGCUCUCUCACAAGCAGUAACGCGCAGCACCGCAGCAACGUAAGCUCUCACUCGGGCAGUGGCGGGAAAGAGCAAGAAGUAAAGCGAAUCGUCAUCACGGAGGCCGACAUUCUCACCUCGCUGUCCAAACUCUCCGUCCUCGGCGCGGGCUACAACGUCGUAAAACUCGGUGGUGUGUCCUACAUUCAAACCACGCCCGAUGGCGCCAGCGGUGGCGAUCACGUGCUGCUGCUCAACUACGUGCUAACCCUUCAAAAGGAGCAGGUGGCGAAGGCAACGACGCACCAAACAACCUCGACCGCAUCGCCUCUCACGUCGUCACCACUUCCACUCUCAAAAACUGGGGCCGCUAGUCCCCGCAGCGGAGUCGGCGCAGCCUACGCCCUCGGCGCCCACCCGUUUAGCUUCGGAGAAGGCGGCGGCGACGCACGCGACGCGGACGUGCACAUCUCCUUCGCGCAGCAGUGCGUGGCAGUGCGUGAGGCCGACGUCGCGCGCGGGCUGCACUGGGAGACACACCGCGCGCGGGCGGCGUUGAAGCGAAUGGUGCAGGAGGGGACCGUGUGGGUAGAGGAGCCGCAGUCGACCGCAGGCAACGCGGCGGUCAAAUCGAGAAGCCCUGCGAAGCCCAAGGCGGUGUUUUCUGCCACAGAGGAGGGAGGGAAGGAGGUGUGGAAGGGGCGGCACAACGGAACGGCUGAGGAGGCGGACAAGGAGGACGUCCUGUACUGGUUCGUCUCUCUCACCUCUCACGCAUGA
Messenger RNA from Leptomonas pyrrhocoris, 1253 nucleotides. RefSeq lists its product as hypothetical. The transcript has a single exon. The record is from RefSeq and is a predicted model, not a curated record. Lineage: Eukaryota; Euglenozoa; Kinetoplastea; Trypanosomatida; Trypanosomatidae. The coding region runs from base 96 to 1253 and encodes 385 amino acids. Gene Ontology annotation, cellular component: ESCRT II complex. Gene Ontology annotation, biological process: protein transport to vacuole involved in ubiquitin-dependent protein catabolic process via the multivesicular body sorting pathway.